Molecule: messenger RNA, 1224 nt
Organism: Euleptes europaea (tarantolino)
Lineage: Eukaryota; Metazoa; Chordata; Lepidosauria; Squamata; Sphaerodactylidae
Gene: PHF24
Product: PHD finger protein 24
Exons: 7
Coding region: 1-1224 (407 amino acids)
Source: RefSeq, a predicted model, not a curated record
AUGGGGGUGCUGAUGUCCAAGCGCCAGACGGUGGAGCAGGUGCAGAAGGUCAGCCUGGCGGUCUCCGCCUUCAAGGACGGGCUGCGUGAACGGCCUGCUGCCAAGCGCAAGUCCGAAGUCGCAGUGAGCAGCCGGCGGGGGACCCUGGAGGACACGGUGCAAGAGCUGCGAGAGGAGGAGGGUGAAGGGGGGUCUUCGGCAGGCCCCACCCGGCAGGAGGACAGCAGGGCCCACAGAGCGGCCUGGGAGCGCUUGCGGGAUGGGCGCGGUGUGGAGCCCGAGGACUUCCACCGCGCCAGCUGCUUCACGCUGCCAGCCUUUGCCCGCCCCACUCCAGGGAAGCAGGACGACGAACCCAUCGAGAUCAGCUUGGAACAGCAGGAGCAGGUGACCAACGAUGAGAUGUGCGACGUCUGCGAGGUGUGGACAGCUGAGAGCCUCUUCCCGUGUCGCGUGUGCCCGCGGGUCUACCAUGAUGGCUGCCUGCGCCAAAUGGGCUUCCUGACCCAAGACAAAGCCGGCGAGCUCAUUGAGGCCGCCCACACCGAGAUUGGCUGGAGCUGCUACCGCUGUGACAACCUCAACCUUCUCCUCACUGAGAAAGAGAUGGGCGCUCUGGAAGAAUCUUUCAAUCACAGCAAGGUCAGCCCAGAGAGUCAGCUGAGCCUGGAGGACUUCCUGUGCUACAAGCGCCUGGCCAGCCAGCGGGAGGGCGCUCAGCCCCACACCGAGGAGCAGGAAGAGCGGGACACCCUGCAGUUUGCCGCGCUGGACCCUGAGAAGAAGGGGCACAUCGAGUGGGCAGAUUUCCUCUCCCACGAGUCCAUCCUGCUGCUCCAGAGAACCCGCACGCAGAACUCGCUGCUCCGCCUGCUGACGGGCAAGGAGCGAGAGCAGGCGCGAGCCGCCUUCCGGGCCUUGGACCAGCACGGGGACGGGCUGCUCAGCGAGGCGGAUUGCCGGCGUACCCAACACACAUGGUUCCACAAGCGGCACAAGGAGGCCACCUCCUGCAACGUCAGCAUCAGCCACGUGGGCCCCAUGUCGGAGAACAGCCCUGCCAGCAGCGGCAGCAGCAAAAGCCAGGAGAAGAUGCUGCUGAGCUCGGAGUCGGAGGAGCCGAGCCGAACUGUCGACUGGCCCAUCUUCCUGAGAGAGAACACCAUCUACAUCCUGGCUGCGCGGCCCAACAGUCCUGCUGUCCACCUCAAGCCAUUGGCCUAA